ACUUGCCCUCAAUCCGCAAAUACUAAUCCCCUUAAAACUUCACUCUGUUGUUCUCUUCUUUUCACUUGAAAAGAUUUUCCCACCUUGCUUUUGCAUUUCAUUAUCUGGGUUCUGUUUGUUUAUGCGUUUCUUACAUUUUCCCUCACUUUCUAGGGAAAAAGAUUAAACCUUUGAAUGCUCUUUUGUUGAGACAGGGUUCAAAUCAACGGUGAGAUGGUGAAAACGGCUAAUUCUCCAUCUUCUUCUCCGGUGACGAUAACGGUAUCAUCAGGAGGCAAAGAAAGAGGAAGUAGAAGCAUGGGUUUGACAAGUCCAGUACCAAGAGCUUCUAUAUCAAAUAACCCAAAUUCUCCACUCACUAACAGUAAAAACCGGACCUCGAGUGGGGGUAGAUAUUGUUCAAUGUCUAGAGAUGAUACCACUGAAGAGAUCAACUCAGAUUUUGUCACUUACACAGUUCACAUACCUCCUACUCCAGAUCACCAGCCUAUGUCUGUCUCACAAUCCAGUCUAGAUAUCAAGAAUGACGGAAAGCCUGAUAGGAGUUUUAUUUCGGGUACUAUUUUCACUGGUGGUUUUAAUUCAGUCACGCGUGGUCAUGUUAUGGACUGCUCAAUGGAAAUGACUAAGUCACUCAAAUCAGGGCUUGUUUGUGGAAUGAAAGGCUGUGAUGAGAAAGCAAUUCGAGGAAAAUGUGAAUGUGGAUUCAAGAUUUGUAGAGAUUGUUACUUAGAUUGUGUUGGGGCUAAUGCAGUGGGACAUUGUCCUGGCUGCAAAGAGCCAUAUAAAGAUGUUGAUGAUGAGGAUUUUGAUGAUGAAGAAGAUGAUGAUGAGGCUAAAAGUGAAGAAGAAGAUCAGGCGUUGCCAUUGCCUAAGUUGGACAAGAGACUUUCACUUGUGAAGUCAAUUAAGGCAAUGAAUCAUCCUCCUGAGUUUGAUCAUACAAGGUGGUUGUUUGAGACUAAAGGAACUUAUGGGUAUGGUAAUGCUGUGUGGCCUAAAGAUGGAUAUGGAGGUGGAUCGGGAGCUAAUGAAUUCGAGCACCCUCCAGAUUUUGGAGAGAGAUCUAGAAGGCCUUUGACUAGGAAAGUUGGGGUUUCUGCUGCAAUUCUUAGCCCUUACAGACUACUCAUUGCAAUGCGUCUCGCGGCCCUUGGUUUGUUUCUUACAUGGAGAAUUCGUCACCCCAAUCGCGAGGCAAUGUGGCUGUGGGGGAUGUCCAUAACUUGUGAGGUCUGGUUUGCAUUAUCAUGGCUUCUUGAUCAGCUUCCUAAGCUCUGCCCUGUAAACAGAGUGACUGACCUCUCUGUGCUCAAACAACGUUUCGAAUCUCCCAAUCUUCGAAACCCAAAAGGCCGUUCAGACCUUCCGGGAAUUGAUGUGUUUGUUUCAACAGCAGAUCCUGAGAAAGAACCACCUCUUGUCACUGCAAAUACAAUUCUUUCAAUCCUUGCAGUUGAUUAUCCAGUGGAAAAGGUCGCUUGUUACUUAUCAGAUGAUGGUGGUUCUCUUUUGACAUUUGAAGCUCUAGCAGAAACUGCUAGUUUUGCAAGAACUUGGAUUCCUUUCUGCAGAAAACACAACAUUGAACCCAGGAAUCCUGAGGCUUAUUUUGGGCAGAAGCGCGAUUUUCUUAAAAAUAAAGUGAGGCUUGACUUCGUCAGAGAGAGGAGAAGAGUGAAGAGAGAAUAUGAUGAAUUUAAGGUGAGGAUCAAUUCAUUGCCUGAAUCAAUUAGGAGAAGAUCAGAUGCUUAUAAUGCCCAUGAAGAGCUGCGGGCGAAGAAGAAACAAGUGGAAAUGGGAGGCAGUCUAUCAGAACCUCUUAAAGUACCAAAGGCAACUUGGAUGUCAGAUGGUUCUCACUGGCCGGGGACUUGGACUUCUGGAGAGAGUGACCACUCAAGAGGAGACCACGCUGGCAUAAUUCAGGCAAUGCUAGCUCCACCAAAUUCAGAACCAGCUUUUGGGGCAGAAGCAGAUGCAGAGAACUUAAUUGACACAAUGGAAGUUGAUAUUAGAUUGCCAAUGCUGGUCUAUGUGUCUCGUGAGAAAAGGCCAGGCUAUGAUCACAACAAGAAAGCUGGAGCUAUGAAUGCUCUAGUUAGAACUAGCGCAAUCAUGUCCAAUGGUCCAUUCAUACUAAAUCUUGAUUGUGAUCACUACAUUUAUAAUUCUUUGGCUUUAAGAGAGGGAAUGUGCUUUAUGCUUGAUAGAGGUGGUGAUAGGAUCUGUUAUGUUCAAUUCCCACAAAGGUUUGAAGGUAUUGAUCCAAGUGAUCGAUAUGCAAACCACAACACGGUGUUCUUUGAUGUGAGCAUGAGAGCUCUUGACGGAUUACAGGGUCCAAUGUAUGUAGGAACAGGCUGCAUUUUUCGCAGAACAGCUCUGUAUGGAUUCAGUCCACCUAGGACAACAGAACACCAUGGAUGGUUUGGCAGAAAGAAAAUUAAGUUGUUCUUGAGGAAACCCAAGACGACAAAGAAACAAGAGGAUGAGAUAGCAUUGCCUAUCAACUGUGAUCAGAAUGAUGAUGAUGCAGAUAUUGAGUCUUUGCUUCUACCGAAAAGGUUUGGGAACUCAACUUCUCUGGCUGCGUCUAUUCCAAUUGCAGAAUACCAGGGAAGGUUACUUCAAGAUGUACAAGGAAGGGGUAAUCACGGAAGACCAGCCGGUUCACUUGCUGUACCUAGGGAGCCUUUGGAUGCUGCAACUGUUGCUGAGGCAAUUAGUGUUAUCUCUUGCUUCUAUGAGGAUAAAACGGAGUGGGGAAAAAGGGUGGGUUGGAUAUAUGGUUCUGUGACAGAAGAUGUGGUGACUGGUUAUCGUAUGCACAAUCGAGGAUGGAGGUCUGUCUAUUGUGUAACAAAAAGGGAUGCAUUCCGCGGCACAGCUCCAAUCAAUCUAACAGACAGGCUGCACCAAGUCCUUCGAUGGGCUACUGGCUCGGUUGAAAUAUUUUUCUCAAGGAAUAAUGCGCUCUUUGCUAGUCCUCGGAUGAAAUUCUUGCAGAGAGUGGCAUAUUUCAAUGUAGGAAUGUACCCUUUUACCUCUAUGUUUCUCAUUGUUUAUUGCAUCCUACCUGCAGUUUCUCUAUUCUCCGGCCAGUUCAUCGUUCAAUCUCUCAGUGUUACCUUUCUAGUGUUCUUGUUAGCCAUCACAAUGACCCUAUGCUUGCUUGCGCUCCUGGAAAUUAAAUGGUCAGGAAUCACUCUCCAUGACUGGUGGCGAAAUGAACAGUUUUGGCUGAUUGGGGGAACAAGUGCUCAUCCUGCAGCAGUAUUACAAGGAUUACUGAAGGUUAUAGCAGGGGUUGAUAUUUCAUUCACGUUAACAUCUAAAUCUGCCAUGCCUGAGGACGGAGAUGAUGAGUUUGCUGAGCUAUAUGUGGUCAAGUGGAGCUUCUUGAUGAUACCUCCAAUCACCAUAAUGAUGUUGAACAUGAUUGCAAUUGCAGUGGGAGUAGCAAGGACUGUGUAUAGUACUUAUCCACAGUGGAGCAAACUUCUUGGAGGGGUGUUCUUCAGCUUCUGGGUUUUGUCUCAUCUCUACCCCUUUGCGAAAGGCUUGAUGGGAAGAAGAGGGAGGGUCCCAACCAUUGUGUAUGUCUGGUCAGGAUUGCUAUCCAUCAUCAUUUCAUUGCUAUGGGUGUACAUUAGUCCUCCUUCCGGGAAGCAAGAUUACAUGAAGUUUCAGUUCCCCUGAUGAUGUGUUUAGCAGUGUUAUUAUAUGUCCUGGUUAGGUUUAUUUUAUAGGAACAGCAGAAGACCAAAGUUGAAGUUUCUCUCAACUUCAUAUUUGUAGUUUGGUUUUGUAAUUGAUUUUAAUUUUUUCUUCUCUGCUACUGUUAAAAAGUGUAAUCUUUAAUUACUGUGUGUAAUUGCACUUGAGGAUCAUACCAAGGCACCUCAAGUUUCAUGUGUUUAGGCAAGAUUAUUACCUGGAAAGUAUUAUCCUGA
Molecule: messenger RNA, 3956 nt
Organism: Ricinus communis (castor bean)
Lineage: Eukaryota; Viridiplantae; Streptophyta; Magnoliopsida; Malpighiales; Euphorbiaceae
Product: cellulose synthase-like protein D5
Exons: 3
Coding region: 214-3702 (1162 amino acids)
Biological process (GO): cellulose biosynthetic process; plant-type primary cell wall biogenesis
Cellular component (GO): trans-Golgi network; plasma membrane
Molecular function (GO): mannan synthase activity; cellulose synthase (UDP-forming) activity
Source: RefSeq, a predicted model, not a curated record